AUAAUUAUAUAAGUUUUGAUUAACAGAGGUCUAGGAGUAGACGUUUUUAAGAAGAUUUUUUUUAACAGUAAAGCUUGUUUUAGUGUCUGUCAAAUUUUUUUAUAAAAUUUUCUUUCUAACUAAAUUGUAAUUCUCGUCGGUGGCAUUUUCACUUUGUCAAGAAGAAAACUUUUUUCUUUUUCUGUUUGUUUGUCAAAAUAAUUCAAUCAAGAAAUUAGUUUUGAAAACAUAUUACAUCUAAUGGCACCGGUGAUCCAAACAGCGAUGUAUUUGCAGAAGAAUCAGCUUAUUAUCAACCAGGAAGAGCUUGAUACCAACAAACUUGAUGAAGAUGAUACACGCACAAAUCUUAUCAUAAAUUAUUUACCGCAAGAGAUGACUGAGGAAGAACUCAGAACGUUAUUUUCGUCUGUCGGCAGUUUGGAAAGUUGUAAGCUAAUUCGUGAUAAAGUAACAAAGGCAAGCCUCGGAUAUGCAUUUGUGAACUAUCAAGAUCCACGUGACGCAAGAAAAGCGAUACGUUCGUUGCAAGGAAUGAAACUAACAACAAAAACCAUCAAGGUAAGUUACGCUCGACCAAGUUCUAACGAAAUUAAAAACGCCAACUUGUACAUCAGUGGUUUACCGCAAACGUGUGACGCAGUGCGAUUACGUGAGUUAUUUCAAAACUUUGGCGAGAUUAUCACAAGCAAAGUGCUAGUAGAUGAAAAUGGGGAAAGUCGAGGGGUGGGUUUUGUUAGAUUUGAUAAACGUAGGCAAGCUGAACAGUCCAUCGAAGCUUUAAAUAACAAAGUUCCAAAUCUCCACAACGCAAUCAAGCCUUUGACUGUCAAAUUUGCCAAUCCACCGAGUCAGAAGAUACAAUCCUACGUGGAUAUUUUAUCGCAAGCUAAAGCCGGCAUAGCUACAGCUGGUUAUUUGCAAACACAGGGCUUGUACUCACCCUUAUCAGGUGCUAUUAUUCCAGGUACAACACCUGGAUCUGCUUCAACUGCGGUACCGACUUCAUCAUAUAGCAACGGAUUUCCAACUGCACAUAAUAGUGUUUUGAAUGGCAUGCCACAACAGAGCAUGACCAGUUGGUGCGUCUUUGUCUAUAAUCUACCAUCUGAUGCGUCGGAUUUGACCUUGUUUCAACUCUUCAGCAAACACGGUGCCAUUCACUCUGUGCGUGUGAUAACAGAUCACGAAAAGAAAUGCCGUGGAUAUGGUUUCGUCAACAUGGUGCAUUAUGACGACGCCGUAGCGGCUAUUUUUCGUCUCAAUGGUUACUGCUUGGAGCGUGGCAAGCCUUUGCAAGUUUCAUUAAAACGACCAAAGUCAAUUGGGGCUAUGGGGAUUGGAAACUAAGUUGAUAUUUGAUUUUGGGCCGUUUAGAAGAUAUAUAAAAAUAUAUUGAUAGUGUAAAUUUUCAGAUAUAUUUGUAGCAAGAAAUUGUAAAUAAAAUAAAAUUUUUGCUUGAAAAUUAUUUAGCUCUGGUGCAUGUUUCUGAACAUUGGAACUUUUCAUAGAAGCAAACUUUAAGUUGGAAUUAUUUCUAUAAUGUUUCGAACUUUAUUCCUAUAAACAUUGUAUGUAAAAUAUUGAAAUUAGAUUUUAGGAUUAUCGAAAAAAUUUAGGGUCACUUAUU
Hydractinia symbiolongicarpus is the source of this 1630-nucleotide messenger RNA. RefSeq names its product ELAV-like protein 3. Bases 241 to 1350 code for a protein of 369 amino acids. The record is from RefSeq and is a predicted model, not a curated record. The transcript has 3 exons. Gene Ontology annotation, molecular function: RNA binding. Gene Ontology annotation, cellular component: ribonucleoprotein complex. Lineage: Eukaryota; Metazoa; Cnidaria; Hydrozoa; Anthoathecata; Hydractiniidae.